CCCGUACGCCUGAAGCCCUACAGGCUCCCGCCGCCCCGCUCCCCCUCCCGCUCCCAAACCCUAACCCCUCCGCCACCCAUCGCCGCCACCGCGGCUCCCCUCUCUUCCUCCUCGCCGCGACGUCCCGUCCCCGCCCUCUCCACCGCGCCCGCAACCUUCCUCCAUUAGAUUUCGAGGGGUCUCGGAAGGAUGGCGUUCCUGCAGAAGGUCGGGAAUGUCCUCAAGCGAUCCGCGGGCUCCGGCUCGGCGAUGCUCCAGGCGGUCCGGUCCAUGUCCUCCGCCAAGGUCUUCGUCGGAGGCAUCUCGUACGGCACCGAUGACCAGAGCCUCGCGGAUGCGUUUUCCAACUACGGCCAAGUCGUGGAAUCCAAGGUGAUCAUGGACCGUGAAUCUGGGAGGUCAAGGGGGUUUGGUUUCGUGACCUACACUUCGGCAGAGGAGGCUGGAGCUGCCAUCACCGGAAUGGAUGGGAAGGAUCUGCAGGGUCGGAUAGUGAGGGUGAGCUAUGCUCAUGACCGUGGUAGUCGUCCAAGUUUUGGUGGUGGGGGUGGCUACGGCAGCGGCGGCGGCUAUGGCGGUGCUGACGGUGGUUACGGUGGAGGGGGUGGUUCCUAUGGUGGUGGUGGAGGGUACAGCGGAGGUGGUGGAUAUGGAGGUGGAGGCAGAGGUGGCGGCGGUGGUGGAUACAACAGUGGUGGCAAUUAUAAUUCAGGGUACAACAGUGGGGGGAACUAUGGUGCCCCUCAAGGCGGGCAAGGUGGCUAUGGGGGUGAUGCUGGUUUCACAGGGGUUGGUGGUGGUGGAUACAAUGCUGCUCCUGCCAACAACUAUGGCGGCGAUAGCCUGAAUCAAGGGGGUGGUGCACCUCCUGCAUUUGGAGGUGGAAACUUCGGCGCAGGCAACGACAGCUACGCGAACGAUGCCCCUGUUGAUCUGCCCCCUGGUAAGCUCGAUGACCUGCUGAAGGAUCUCAAAUUUGAUGUUGGUGGCAAGGAGGAUGGUGCUGGGGAGGGUGAUGCGGACACCAAGAGAAGCGAGGGCCAGGAUGACUUUCUUGACGACGACUUCAGCAAGGAUGAAGAUGACUACGCCAACAAGAGAAGCUGAAUGUCUUUCCAACAUGAAGCACCGGCCUAAUAAUUUUCCAUGGAUUUGUUCUCCAUGACCUCCUUGUUUUUGGUAUGUCCUGUGAUGAAGAUAAUAAUGUAGUGCUUGCAAACAAGUUAUGUUCGGUGUUAUGUUCGGUCUCUUAGCUACGUUCUGUACGUCUGCUUCGUGUACUGUGUGCUGGAUUCAUAGUAUGGUGCCAACUUGAACCUGAACUCUGCAUGUAUUGGACGCUGUGAAAUUGCACUUUCAGUAGCUGUUUGUUAUAUCAGUUCGCUAUA
Molecule: messenger RNA, 1388 nt
Organism: Triticum dicoccoides
Lineage: Eukaryota; Viridiplantae; Streptophyta; Magnoliopsida; Poales; Poaceae
Product: glycine-rich RNA-binding protein GRP1A-like
Exons: 5
Coding region: 190-1107 (305 amino acids)
Molecular function (GO): RNA binding
Source: RefSeq, a predicted model, not a curated record